AGUAUUAUUAGAUUUGGACCCUUCUUUCUUUUCACUUUUUUGUUUCCAGCUGUUUACAACUUUGGUUCACUCAAUGUCCCGAUGGAAACACAUACCACGAAGCUUCCCCCCUUUACCUUGUUUUCGUCCCCCUAUAUAACCACCUUCUAUCACUCCCCCAUUUCAUAAUAUCAUAAUCCAAUUAGAAUAGAAACACCAUACAGACAAAUAAAAUAUGAAGAGUUCAUUGCUAGUAUCUGUUGUAAUCAGCUUGGUAAUAGUUGCUUCAGCCGCCAACUUUAACCAAGACAUCGACGUUACUUGGGGAGAUGGGAGGGGCAAGAUUCUCGAAAACGGAAACCUUCUCACUCUCACCCUCGACAAAUUCUCCGGGUCUGGUUUUCAAUCCAAGAACCAAUAUCUGUUUGGGAAGAUCGAUAUGAACAUUAAGCUGGUUCCAGGCAACUCUGCUGGCACUGUUACCACUUACUAUCUUCGUUCGGAAGGGUCGACAUGGGAUGAAAUUGACUUCGAAUUCUUGGGGAACCUAAGCGGAGACCCAUACAUAGUCCACACCAAUGUAUAUACACAAGGCAAAGGUGACAAAGAACAGCAGUUCUACCUUUGGUUCGAUCCUACCAAAGACUUCCAUACCUACUCCCUUCUUUGGAACCCUCAACGUAUUAUCUUCUCUGUUGAUGGGACACCAAUUAGAGAGUUCAAGAACUUGGAAUCAAAGGGCGUUGCGUUCCCGAAGAGCCAGCCGAUGAGAGUGUAUUCGAGUCUUUGGAACGCCGAUGAUUGGGCCACUCGAGGUGGUCUUGUUAAGACGGAUUGGAGCCAAGCUCCUUUCACUGCUUCUUACAGGACUUUCAAAGCUGAUGCAUGUGUCUGGUCUUCCGGUAAAUCAUCAUGUUCCUCCACCUCACCCUCCCAAAAUUCAUGGCUGUCGCAAGAACUGGAUAUAACGAGCCAACAAAGGCUCAAAUGGGUUCAGAAAAAUUAUAUGAUUUACAAUUACUGCACCGACACCAAGCGAUUUCCUAUGGGACUUCCUAAAGAGUGCACUGCUUCUUAAUUUGUUGAUUAAAAUUUCCUUCGCUAGUCAUGCCUAAGGACAGAUACUUUGUUCAAAAGCAGCCUCUCACAGUAUUCUUUUGUUUCAUUCUAUGUUUUGUAACAUGUAAAACUAAGCUCAAUAAAUAAUACUAUUCAAUUUCGGAAA
This is a messenger RNA of Gossypium arboreum, 1204 nucleotides long. RefSeq names its product xyloglucan endotransglucosylase/hydrolase protein 22-like. The coding region runs from base 215 to 1057 and encodes 280 amino acids. The transcript is spliced from 3 exons. Gene Ontology annotation, molecular function: xyloglucan:xyloglucosyl transferase activity; hydrolase activity, hydrolyzing O-glycosyl compounds. The record is from RefSeq and is a predicted model, not a curated record. Gene Ontology annotation, cellular component: apoplast; cell wall. Gene Ontology annotation, biological process: xyloglucan metabolic process; cell wall biogenesis. Lineage: Eukaryota; Viridiplantae; Streptophyta; Magnoliopsida; Malvales; Malvaceae.